Molecule: messenger RNA, 5137 nt
Organism: Bradysia coprophila
Lineage: Eukaryota; Metazoa; Arthropoda; Insecta; Diptera; Sciaridae
Gene: cg
Product: zinc finger transcription protein combgap
Biological process (GO): embryo development; regulation of transcription by RNA polymerase II; embryonic pattern specification
Cellular component (GO): nucleus
Molecular function (GO): DNA-binding transcription activator activity, RNA polymerase II-specific; RNA polymerase II cis-regulatory region sequence-specific DNA binding
Source: RefSeq, a predicted model, not a curated record
ACUUGAAUAUUAGCCAUUCAACGUUCAACACCUUCAACACAUACGCUUUUGAUCUCUUUUUGACAAUAUGGCGUCCGUAAGAAAAUUUUAAACAGAAAAAAAUCACUUUUGAUGGUGUGUUUGCCAAUCUUUUUUUGUAUUUUGAUGAGUUAUUUUCAUAUAAUUAAAAAGUGUUGAGCAUUGUCGAUGACAAUUUACUAUGUAAAGUUACCAGUUUAACGUUUACGAGUACCAUUAAUUAUAACAGUGGUUGUUGCGAACAGUUUUUUUUCUAUGGAAAAAAAGGAAUAUUGAUUCGUUCUACAGUGAAGUGUUCGAUAUAUAACGCGUCAUAGAUUUAACAUUUUAUUUAGCAAUAAUAUCAAAUGCAUCGAUUUCCGAUACAAGAACACUUUGUGUGGCAAUGAUUCCGUUCACCAAAAAUAAGUGAAUAAUUUUCCGAAAUCAGUUUCUUUGUUCAAUUUAAAACAUUUUGACCGAAAGUCAACCCAAUUCUUGUAACACGAACCGAAAAGAGACCCAUAACUUAUUCAAACGAACUUAAAAUGGCUGCUCAAAGUAAUCCACCGAGUUUUGGAUACACCUGGGGCUUCGCGGACAAUUCUCGAGCUGACUCGGUAGUGGAAAUAUCACCAAAUAUCAACUACACCGUCAGUGAAGCGAUGCCAUACCUCCAGUUAACCGAUGCUGGCAGCAUCACCGUCCAGAAGGAUGUCAAAGGAGCCAUAACUCAUACCAACAAGGGAGUUGUUCGUCGGAUGUUUGUAGUAAAUGAACCGUUUACUCAAGCUUCAUCCCAAAGCAAUUUCCGUGUGAUCACAACCGGCAGCGCCGCGUCGACAAUUUCUCAGCAUAAGAAACAAGAUAUCCUAAGUAUGGCCUGUGAUAAUUUUUUUUUUGAUCGCAAUGAUAACAAGUCCACAACAAUGAGUCUGAUCCAAUCAGACCAAUCUAAUCAUUCUCUAGCCGCAAAUGGAAUUCUGGACACGAAAACCGUUCUCACAACUGGUGGCAAAACGUCAUUCGUCAGUAGUCCAAUCGGCACACUGCAAUUGACUGUAGAAGAAUGUAACGAAAUAAUGAUGAAACGGGCUGUGGCCGCGGCCCAACAACAACAACAGCAGCAACAACAACAACAACAGCAACAAGCCCAUCAUCAGAAUCAACAUCAUACCACAAUUACCACCACUGACGGUCAUCAUACAGAUUUUCUAAUCCGUGAAGGCAUUUCGGUGCAAGUGCAAAAAGUAAUACAAGGUCUAGAAGAGGCCGACGAUUCGCAGCAGGAAACACAUUGUAAAUUGGAACCGAACAUGGACAUUGAUCCGAAGGAGGAAGUAUUGCAUCAGGUGGAAGAUGACCAGGAGCAUGAGCUCGAAUUAGAACUGGACCAAGAUCACGAAAUGGAAAGUAAGCAUGAUCCGGAUGCUCCGCCGAAAGAACGGCCGUACUCGUGCGAAGAAUGUGGCAAAUCGUUUUUGCUGAAACACCAUUUGACCACUCAUGCCCGAGUUCAUACGGGUGAACGUCCACAUGUCUGUGUGCACUGCGGAAAAAGUUUUGCUCAUAAACACUGCCUAAACACCCACUUGUUGCUUCAUUCGACGGAUCGUCCAUAUCAAUGCAGUGAAUGCAAGAAAAGUUUUACGUUGAAGCAUCACCUGCUGACCCAUUCUCGGGUACACAGUCGAGAACGUCCAUUCGUUUGUCAGGAGUGUGGAAGAGCUUUCCCACUGAAGCGUCACUUGGUCACGCAUAGCAAGUUCCAUGCCGGAGAACGUCCAUACGUUUGCGAAGAGUGUGGCGAGAGUUUUGCUCAAGAGAAUCACUUGGUAAUGCACUCUCGAUUCCACGGAUCGGUCAAUCCUUUCGUGUGCGGUGAUUGUGGUGCAACGUUCCCGCGGAAAUUUCAAUUGGUCAAUCAUGGUCGAAUACAUGGACGUGUGCCACACGCCUGUACUGUUUGCGGUAAAGAAUUUUUGCAGAAACGAACACUGGUGGCGCAUAUGAGAUUGAUGCAUACCGGAGAUCAUGCGUAUCCUUGUACAGCAUGCGGAGAGGGAUUCCGUACUAAAGCUGAAUUGAACCAGCACAACAGGCAAACUCACGGAGGAGUUAAUCCUAAUUCGGCGAACACAACUAUCGUGGUUGCGUCACAGCAACAACAACAGCAGCAGCAUCAAGGAGCUCAGAUUCAAGUGGUUCACACAACGUCUGAAUCCCAACAUAUUGUUCAGCACGUUCAACAGCAGAGCCAACAUCAACAACAGGCUCAGCAACAGCAGAAUCAACACCAUCAUCAGCAACAGACGGUUACCGUGGUCAGUAGUCAACCGAAUAAUGGAAUUGUAACAAUUAGCACACCAGAAACGUCGCCGACACGGCCGCAAUAUGCUUGCCGAGAAUGUGGCCAAGCAUUUAAUAGUCGAGAAGCUUUGGCACUUCAUUUACGAUUGCACACUGGCGACAAGAGUCUUAUGACCGAUCUUUGUGCGCUGACAGCAGCGUUGCCCGGACAUUUUUUGAGUACAACCAAUUUACAACAAGGCACUGUACUGACAAGCAACCACUCAGUGGUACAACAGACGCCCGUUCCGGUUCAAAUCAUAUCGACGGGACAAGUUAUUCAACAAGGAAACAUCGUACAAAGUUCACCGUCACAGGGACAAACUAUUCAAGUACAACAAGUGCAACCACAGCAGCAGCAGCAACAACAACAGCAUCAACAGCAGCAGCAACAACAACAGCAACCUCAACAGCAAACAACGAUCGUUUUACCAGUUACGCCACAGCAAAAGCCGAAGACCCACUUCUGCACCAGCUGUGGGAAAGGAUUCGCAUCCAAGCACGGCCUCUUGCAGCAUCAUCGUCGUCAUCCCAACGGCGGUUGCACGUUGCGAACGCACGUUUGCGAAUGUGGUAAAGCUUUCUUCCAGAAGAAUCAUUUAAUGUUGCACCAGCGUCAACACUUGGAGACCAAACCAGUUAUUAUCCAACAACAGCAGCAGGCCACACAAAAUCAAUCCAACACUCAACAGGAUAACAUUCAACAGCAAACCGUUCAGCAGCAACAAGUCGUACAACAGCAGCAGCAGCAGCAGCAGCAACAACAACAGCAAUUGCAGACGCAACAGCAGGCCCAGCAGCAGGCCCAGAAUCAACAGAACCAACACACGAUGACGCGUGAAGUAUUGAUCGGCAAUCAACCGGUCCAUGUGCAAGUGUUGCAAGGUAACACCGCCCAGGUGAUCAAAUACGAAAUCAACAUACCACAAGAAAGCGGACAGGGUAUAGAGUGAGGUCAGGAGGCCGUACUUCGUAUCAAAAAAGCCGACGGUACGGAGGAAAUAAAAAAUAUUGUAAUUCUAAAGUAAGGCGGCGGACGCGCACAUCCGCUUGAAACAUAUUGCGUUUUAAGAUGCACACACAACGAAAUGGGUUCAUUUUCGUUUAAGUUUCAAUUUUCUUCUUUUCAUUUUUAAUUUGUAUAAAACAAUCGAACCUUUUCCUAUAAUUUAUCGCUAGUAUUUAUGACUGAAAUGUUCAACUACAAUUUUGCUCCAGAAUUUGCUCUUUUUCUACGUCCGAAAUGUGAUACAGGAAAAUAUGCAUUCGAUUCGUGCUAUCAUUUGUACAGUAAAAAGCGACGCGAAGCCGGAGUAUAAUUUUCACCUUUCAAUCAAUGUUGAAAUAUAUGAAAGAAAAAAAUAAUUUUUUUAUUGAAAUGGUGAGAGGGAAAUGGUUUCUGAUAUUUGGUUUUGGUUAGGCCGAGCAGUCACACAUCGCUAUAGCAUCCAUUCACUCAAUGAACAUAAACUAGCAGGUCCGGUCUAACUCACCGCAGACGACAUAACGAUUUGACGGAUUCAAACGCACUCAUUUUCAUAUUAUUUUGACAUGAAUAAUGAAUCCAGGCAAAUCGGCCAUACCUGUUAUGUAUGUACACAUUCGUUGUAUUUACUGUGUUUCUUUUACACACUUGUGGAUGAGUCUAGAUGAGUCGAUUCGAACACAAGAUCAUGUGAAAACAGAUAUUACAUUUACCAAUUGAUGGACAGUGUUGUAUGUCAGUCCCUAAUCAGGUGACAGUUUGAAACCUACGCCAUUUUGUUACACUACCUUAAGACGAUGAGUCUUUGUGUCGGUAUACGUUUGUUUUCGAGAGCAAGCUGUGAGGUCUCCAACGACGACUAGUCCAGUUACAUCUUACUCUGCGUUGUAAACUGACUAGAGACUUAUACGCUCGGCCUGACAGGUGGAAAGGGCUCUCAUUGCCCACCAGAGAGAACAAAAAUUUUUCGUCGUUACUUCACGUCGUAAGCUCGUUUCAGAAUUUGAGUUUUGGAUGAAUGAGUCGAUGAACAAAUGAAAUUGGAAAAUGAAUUUCAAGUUCUGAUUCUGUUAUGAGAAUCUCCAUGAAUCAUCCACCUGUACAACGCUGGUAUUUGAUUUGGGUUUGACCCUUUUAAUUUUCAAUUUUUAGUGGACUUAGCUCGUCAGUAGUUGGUCAGUAGUCUACUCGGUCAAUCAAUCAAAAAUCACCUUCAGAUAAGACCAUUGCCGUUUUCUGGUAAUCUUGAAAAAGGUUUGAUCAGUCCUUGUGCUAUUUUCUGAAAUGCAUCGGGUUUAGGUCUCCUUUUGACCUAGUACGGAUGGGGUCAUCAUCUGUUAUAGAAAACCACUCCGGGAACAAACUACUCGCUCUGCCCAAUGCGGUUUUAUCUAGCCAAAAACACAUGUUUCAAAAAGUGAAGUAAAAAAUUUGAAAUCGAUAUGUUGAUCAAAUGAAGUAAUAGAUCCGAUAGUAAAACUAUGCCUGCCGUCUUUGAAAGGUGUUUAAACAGAAACAUUUGAGUUAAUUAGAAAUCUUAAGUUUUAGCUUAGUAUUAUGCGUUGAUGAACAGAGAUCUACGGCAUUGUAUAAUCGAUUGGUGAGAGGUGUGUGCGUGUACAUAGGAAAAUGAUGAUAAAAGCCGUUGAUCACGAUGAAUUGAUGCAACCAAUAAAAUGAGCCGAUCGUUCGUUCUGCAAAAUGUAUGAUAAAUUUGAAUAAGAAUCGUAUGAUGGACAGAAUGUCCCGUUGUAAUAUUGGAUGAAAACAUUGUUGAAAGAAGAAAAUCACUUUUUUUUUGUUAAA